UUUCAAACAGGAAGUAGUUCUCACACGCAUGGACAAGAAUGCAACAAAUAGAGAAAUUGCCACAGUCAUUGGCACUGAAAUCGGCCCCGUUGAUCCUAUAGAAGUGUGGCAGAAGCGUAGGCCCUAACUCGUAAUGUUCAACAUCAAAAUUGAGCGUAUGAAAAAGGACAUUGCCAUUUUUUGGGACAAAUGUUUCAAACGUGCUUCACGGAAGUGUCGACGAGAAAUAGUCCCUGCUUUAUAUCGAUACAGAGGGCUUCUGAUUGCUCUCAUCGCCUAUUACUUGUUGCUUUCAGACCGAUUUGACCAAUUUCUGCAAGGGCUCAGCUCACGGCGUGUGUCGCUUCGUCUCCGGCCAAGGAGGACCGUACUCCGGGAGGCGGUGCAGAGCAGGUACCAUGAGGAGUACAUCACGGAUCAGCGCACAGCCUUCUUGAAGAACGCCCCUGGCUGUCACGAGGAUAAGGCAGGGGCCAACAUGUCUCAGAGUACGGUGCACCACGCCCUCUUCUUGGUGUGUACGGCCGUGCCCAAUGUGGAGAACCGGCAACACAUGAGGGAGAUUUAUGGAAACCUGGCCAACACCAGGCCGUAUCGGAUCAGAGUGAGUGGCUGGCAGCUGCUCGGCGUCGUACGUUUGUGUUUCUUUGUGUCUUUGAGUGUGGAGCUGAUUCUCAAGAUUGACGAUGACGUAUUCGUGGAUGUCUUCAAAUUUUUCGAACUCUUCAGACCAAUCGUCUCAAACCGAAAACGGACUCUCCACUGCUAUCUCAACUUUGAGCCUCAAGUCUUCCGCCAGGGGAAGUAUCGAGUGAGCGAAGAGGAAUUCGCGGGUAGCGUUUACCCGAACUUUUGCAGCGGCUUCUUUGUGGUGCCCACUGUGGAUAUCUUGGACGAUCUGUACGAUGUCUCGAAAAUAAUUAGAUUUUUCCGCCUUGAAGAUGUGUUUACGUACGGGGUUGUUCGCCACGCCAUGGUGGAUGUCCAGGCAGUUCACGUGGACGUGGUCACUCACGAGUGGGGAGAAUAUCGCAGAUGUGUCGAGAAGCACAGGUGA
Aplysia californica (California sea hare) is the source of this 1057-nucleotide messenger RNA. RefSeq lists its product as uncharacterized. Gene Ontology annotation, cellular component: membrane. The record is from RefSeq and is a predicted model, not a curated record. The transcript is spliced from 6 exons. NCBI's taxonomy places the organism in Eukaryota, Metazoa, Mollusca, Gastropoda, Aplysiida, Aplysiidae. Gene Ontology annotation, molecular function: hexosyltransferase activity. Bases 134 to 1057 code for a protein of 307 amino acids.